Eufriesea mexicana is the source of this 6381-nucleotide messenger RNA. RefSeq names its product ATP-binding cassette sub-family A member 2. The coding region runs from base 761 to 5905 and encodes 1714 amino acids. Gene Ontology annotation, cellular component: membrane; intracellular membrane-bounded organelle. Gene Ontology annotation, molecular function: lipid carrier activity; ATP binding; ABC-type transporter activity. NCBI's taxonomy places the organism in Eukaryota, Metazoa, Arthropoda, Insecta, Hymenoptera, Apidae. Gene Ontology annotation, biological process: lipid transport; transmembrane transport. The transcript has 26 exons. The record is from RefSeq and is a predicted model, not a curated record.
CCGACGGGUGUGUAUUGGGGGUGUGUUUGAUCGUGACUUUCUUUCAAUUCUUCGUACCCGUGGCCGUUUAAAUCGUGAUAUCGUUCAUUUGCCUUUAUAUCAUUUGCGAGAAUCGUCUUUUGAGUGUUGUAGCGAAAUUUGUAGCUGUAAUAUAACGAUAGCAAACGAGAACUUGGUUAUGCCGGUCAAUCAGUUUUUAUGACUUGUACCAUAGAGAUCUUCAAACCACGGUUGUUAGUUGAUACGAGGUGUAAUAAGAUGAAAGGCAAACCUCCCGGUUCCACUUCCCAUCGAGCGUAGUCCACAUGGAUGCAACAAACCGGAAGGGCUAAGAGUCCAUUACGAAAGACGUCGUCGCCUUGGUUCUUGGCUUGCUUCUUCAACGAAUCGCGUUCGUCGAUCGGGGCCUGGAUUGAUUUUGCCGUAGUUGAACCGCGAGAAAAGUCGCGGGUGAUCGGUGCCGUGGAUGAGGAUGGCCUGGAGCAGCGGCACCACAAACGCACACCGGCGAUGCACCGAUCGCACCAUCGUCGUUCAUCGCGAUGCCUUUGUCGCAACUUGUAGUACGUUCGCUCGCGAGUCACGAUCGAUCGGAAUCGAGUACAGUAGAAACGGCCACGGCACUGCUACCUCUGGCUACACAGGCUACGCUGCCAAUUUCGACCAGGAAGAGGGCAUGGCCGAUUAGAGUCGCCCUUUUCGAUACACCUGCCGAGCAGCACGUGAUUCACAAAUUAGAAAAACGAGUACAUCUCACAGAAUGAAUACGUGCGGGGUCUAUUUUUCUCAGUUGCGAGCGAUGCUCGUGAAGAAUCUUCUGCUGAAGAAGCGCGAGAAGCUGAAGACUACAGUGGAGAUAUUUCUCCCACUUUGCACCCUAGGGGUGUUAAUCCUGUUAAAAGUGUUGCCACCAAAUCCAAACUAUCCUGCGAUGACAACGCAAAGGCAAGAAGCUGGAAUAUUUGAAACGUUCAAUGGUCACAAGAACAACACGAUAGCCGUGGUUCCAAACUCGACAGAAACUCUGAUCUUUUUAAAUUCAAUGAAUGCCUUGUGGUUAUCAAUGUGGGAUUAUCCUGGCAAACUUCCCUUAAAUUUUAUGGUAUUCGACACGAAGGAUGAUUUACAAGCGGCUUAUUGGAGAGACCCAUAUAGCGUACCCUUAGCAGUAAUUUUUGAAGACUCUCAACCUAUAUCUCAGCAACUUUUGUACGAGAUAAGAACUAAUCCAUCAUACACGAAUCCACCUUCACCGACUGAAUUGUAUUCCGCCCCAGUUACUUGCCGAAAGGAUACGAUCCACUGGAUGGGUGGCUUAUUGUCGAUAGAGACUGGUGGAUCUUGUCCUGUGAACAAUUAUCUACAUUCAGGUUUCCUGGCAUUACAAAUGAUAAUGGAUAUCACAAAAAUAAGACUAGACACAGGGAAUACUGAUGUUACCAUACCAGAUGUGAAGCUGGAAAUGUUCCCUAAAAAAGCUUUCACUGCAGAUUGGAUGCUGGCUCUUCGAGUUCUUAUACCUCCUCUCAUGGUCCUGACUCUUUCACUAUUCGUCGGUUAUCUCCUAAUCUUAAUAGUUGGUGAAAAAGAGAAGAAGAUUAAGGAGGAAAUGAAGAUAAUGGGCCUAAAAGAUUCAAUUUUCUGGUUAUCAUGGUUCAUUAUCUACGGUGUGUUUGUCUUAUUGCUUUCUGCUGUUGGAGUAAUUCUACUUUUUACACUACAAAUGUUUCAGCAUACGCACUUUCUACCGAUAUUUCUUUUAGUGGUACUCUACAGUUUUUCCAUAAUCAUGUUCGCUUUUAUGAUAACACCAUUCUUCGACAAAUCACGAACUGCCGGUGUACUUGGCAAUUUUGCAGUAACGAUAUUGAGCUUGUUGUACUUUAUCCAACUCUUCAUAAAAGAUUCUAGUUCAGUUCCACUUUGGUUAAUCUCUCUUCUUAGUCCAACAGGCGUUGCGUUAGCUAUGGAUAAGGCUCUUGUGCUAGAUCUACAAGGAGAAGGAGUUAACUUUGAUAAUCUUUGGUCAGGUCCUGGUAUACCUUUUGGUGGAAGUCUUAUUAUGAUGACUUUGGACAUAAUUCUCUAUGCUUGCUUAGCUUACUAUUUUGACUCUGUUAUACCAACUGAAUACGGAACAAAAAGAACUCCCUGGUUUUGCUUUACGCCUGGAUUUUGGUGUCAAAGGAAAACAUCCCGGGUACCAUCAUCAAAUGGUGAAUCGAACUCUUUUAUUCCUGGUGAAGAAGCUAACCGUGACGUUGAACCGGUAGUGCGCGAGAUGAAAGGUCGUGAAGCAAUUAGGAUAGUUGAUCUUUAUAAAUCCUAUCAAAAAUGUCGUAAGCCAGAAAUUAAAGCCGUAAAUGGUAUCAAUCUAACGAUUUAUGAAGGCCAAAUUACGGCGAUACUUGGACACAAUGGAGCUGGCAAAACAAGUCUUUUCAAUAUAUUAACUGGUCUCACUGCACCAACCGCUGGUACUGCUUUGAUUUUCGGUUACGAUGUUCGAGAUUCCAAUGAUAUGCAAAUGAUUAGAAGAAUGACUGGCGUUUGUCCACAACAUGACAUCCUCUUUGAUCUUCUUACACCUCGCGAACAUCUUGAAUUUUUUGCCGCUGUACGUGGUAUUCCAAGAUCGAUGAUUGAACACGAGGUGAAAAAAGCCCUAAAAGAUAUUGAUUUAAUUGAGAAAGCAGAUACUUUUGCGAAAAAUUUGAGUGGCGGUCAAAAAAGAAAAUUGUCUGUAGGUAUUGCCAUUAUUGGUGACCCGAAAAUUAUUAUUCUCGAUGAACCUACAGCCGGAGUUGAUCCCUACUCCAGAAGAAAAAUGUGGUCUAUCUUACAAUCUAGACGUCACGGGAAAGUGAUUCUGUUAACAACUCAUUUUAUGGACGAAGCAGAUAUAUUGGCAGAUAGAAAAGCUGUUAUUAGUAAAGGAAAACUGAGAUGUUGUGGCAGUUCUUUAUUUUUAAAAAAUAAAUUCGGUAUUGGAUAUCACUUAACGCUCGUACUUGAAGGAAAUGCAAGAGAACAUGCUAUUACCAGAUUAGUAACUUCUCACGUCUCAAAAGCAGAAAAAGCGAGACGCCAUGGUCGUGAAUUGAGUUUUAUUUUACCACAUAAUUCAGUGGAAAGUUUUGCACCACUCUUCUCAGCUAUAGAACACGAGAUUAAAACUCGCUCGAGUAGAUUGGGUAUUAGUAGUUAUGGAGUAUCAAUGACUACUUUAGAAGAGGUGUUCCUGCAUUUAGAAAAGGAUGGAGGUCCUGAAUAUACCGUGGAUAAUUUAUCAAAAAAAAUGGUGCGCAAUCGCGCAUUAAGCAGGUCUUUAUCGUUGCAAUCUAAAAGCACUUCUUAUCAGAGUUUGCAGAACGAAGGUGUUACAGUUCAGAAUGACGGUCAAGCAAAAGAGGCAGAAGAUUUACCGGAUGACGUUCAUAGUGAUAGAAACCCUCCUGUUCUCGGCCUCGGAUUAGACCCCAUAAAAAUUCGGCCUAAUUUCCUUCAAACCUUGUAUGCUAUGCUUCGCCUAAGGAUACUCAGGGUCUUUAGGAAUAUUCAGUUUUUAUGCUGCACUGUCCUUACGUCCCUUUUUUUGUUAAUUCUUGGCUUCCAUUUGAAAAGCAUUCAAACAGUCGAAGUCAAAAUGCAAUCUCUUAAAUUGAACACUGAUACUUAUGGAAAUGAAACCAAACUUUUAUAUGCAAAUAAUACCGAUCACGAUAUUACAGAUUUAAUCGAUGGUAUAAGCCAAGACGUAAAGUACAUUGAAGAAUACUAUGGAAGUUUUGCAAAUUUGUUACAAAUUUCACCACAUAUAGCUGUUUUUAAUAUCAAUGAGUAUAAUCUACCCAAAAUCCAUUUGACUGUCGCAUAUAACGACACUAUGCAACAUUCUUUACCAAUCUUAAUGAACCUACUAUCAAACACCUAUUACAGGUUGAUUUCUGAUAAAAAUAAUUUAAAACCGAUUGAAGUUAAGACACAUCCUUUCCAACAAACUUCUCAACCACAGGAAUUUAAUAUUGGUACAGCGAGUUCUACUAUGCUUAUUGGAAUGAUAUUUGUAUUGUUACCAAUAACUUUAAUUGUAGACAUGGUCUACGAUCGUGAAAUAAAAGCAAAGAAUCAACUUCGUACCAAUGGUCUUACAUUUUUUACAUACUUCUUGACAUAUUUUAUUACUCUUGUUGGCCAGAUGACAUUCAUCUAUUUGUGUAUUCUUGGCAUCAUAUUUCUUUUUGGCCUGCCUCAAUUCCAAGAAAAACCAGCACUCAUUACCCUUAGCGGUCUGUUGAUGCUUUAUUAUCCAUCAUCCAUUCUGUUCUUGGCGUGUUUAAGUUACAUCUUUGAUAAGAUGGAUUCUGCUCAGAGUAUUUUACCCAAUAUUACAGCUUACAUCGGAGUUAUUCCAUUUACACUAGUUAUGGUUCUUGAUAUGCUGGGCAUUAGUAGCACAGCAACGUUCGCUUUACACGUAAUUUUUUCAUUACUGAACACGUUGUACGUACCAUAUGCUGCAGUAUAUUAUGUAGAAAGAGUACAUCUAAUGUGUUCUAUCAAUGCUGCUUGCCAUCAUCUGACUAUGUCCGAUUAUUUAACCACGGAGAUCAUUUUAAUGGCCUUCGGCGUGCUUCUGCAUUGCCCGGUGUGGUUUUUCGUGCUUUUACUACUGGACAUUAAAAAGAGUGGUGGUAACGUCCGUGAUAUAUUGAAAUAUUUUCUGCGUAAUGGUGGCUCUAUUGGCGAGGAAAUAAUAGAGAAUUCUGAUGUUGGAGAACAUGAAGAUGCAGACGUUAAAGCUGAAAAACAAAAAGUUUUAAAUCUCAUUACUUCAUCAUCCGUUCAGGAACCACCUGUAGUUCUUGUACAGAAUCUGAGGAAAGAAUAUCGACAAAAGGAAUCAGGAUCAUGCAGUUGCUGUUCAAAACAAGAUGAAGAAUCUAGUCAAAUACAACGAAAAGUUGCUGUAAGAAAUCUUUCGUUAGCGGUUGAACCAGGCGAGGUGUUCGGAUUACUGGGCCACAAUGGUGCUGGCAAAACGACAACGAUGAAAAUUAUCAUAGCAGAAGAAGCGGCCACUCGAGGUAGAGUGCAAAUCGGUGGUUAUAAUAUUACUACCAAUAUGUCAGAAGCUUUUAGACAAAUGGGCUACUGCCCUCAACAUGAUGCUCAGUGGAAGAAUAUUACUGUCAGGGAACAUUUAGAAUGUUACGCCGCUAUUCGUGGUGUACCGUGGAGGGAUAUCAGCAGAAUCGUGGAUUUUUAUCUUACUGCUUUACAAAUUCACGAACAUGCUGACAAACAAAGCCAAGAAUGUUCUGGUGGAACUAAAAGGAAACUUAGUUUUGCUAUGGCAAUGAUUGGAGGUCCAAAGGUUGUUCUAAUGGAUGAACCUAGUGCAGGAAUGGAUCCUAAAUCAAAAAGGUUUUUAUGGGAUACAAUUCUUGCUAGUUUUCAGGGUGGUAGAGGAGCAAUUCUAACCACUCAUUCAAUGGAAGAAGCUGAUGCUCUAUGUUCUAGAGUGGGUAUAAUGGUAAAAGGAGAGUUAAGGUGCAUUGGUUCUACCCAACAUUUGAAGAACUUGUAUGGUGCAGGAUAUACCCUUGAAAUGAAACUUUUAGGCGGUGAUUGUACACCUACGACACCUUCCGGUGACAGGAUUACGAGUCUGAAAGAAUUUGUUUCCAGUCUUUUUCCAGAUGCAACUCUCGAAGAAAGUUUUACCGACAGAUUAGUUUUUGCUGUUCCUCAACAUGCUGUUAACUCGCUGGCCGAGUGUUUUAUGCAGUUAGAGAAAGCCAAGCUCGAGUUGGAUAUUGAAGAGUACAGUUUCAGUCAAACUACUUUGGAACAGGUUUUUCUUAAAUUUUCACACUAUGACGAAUCUAACUUGGGAGAAUGAUGACUCACACAGAUAAGUGUGUUUAUUCGCAUGUGUUGUAUAGUGAAAUAUUCAUGGAACUGCUCAAGUUGUGCAAAAAGUGUAAAAAAAAGUUAUUUUUAUUGGAAGAAGUGAUUUGUUCUUUAGUGUUUCCACAUAAAUACUAUUGAAAAUCACGCAGACAGAGACUAUUUCUCCAUUCUAAAUACCAAGAACAUAUUAACAGUUACGAAGGGACUUUAUAUUAUCUUUGGAUGCAAUAUUUGAAGACAUCAUAUAAAUCCUGUCUUGACACCCGACGAGUCUGUGAGUGAAAGAAAACGUAUUUUAACGGUAUACAUCGAUCGACCUAAUUGCUAAAAAAAUUAAAUACCUUUUUUGUGCCGAUGUAUCGUAUUGUUACGUUCGUCAGAAUUAACAGUGACUUCCUGGAGGUAAUUGUCGUGAGAUAAAUGAACAUACGUGUAAAAUUAAUUGAACUGUAAAUAAUGGAAACU